Messenger RNA from Aspergillus homomorphus CBS 101889, 2592 nucleotides. RefSeq lists its product as uncharacterized. Gene Ontology annotation, molecular function: ATP hydrolysis activity; ATP binding. The annotation marks the transcript as partial. The record is from RefSeq and is a predicted model, not a curated record. Lineage: Eukaryota; Fungi; Ascomycota; Eurotiomycetes; Eurotiales; Aspergillaceae. The transcript is spliced from 9 exons.
AUGGGCAGGGUGACCGACCCCAUCACGACCGACAUGACUCAGGUUCAUGAGCGGAAGAGGGUGAUGACGGGGGUGGUCGAAGCCGAGCUGAAGUGGCUGAAGAACGAGGAUGAAGCUUACACAACAAUGGUGAAGGAGAAAGAAGACCUGAAAACCGAGAACGCUCAACUGACAGAACGGUUGAAAAUGAUGGAAGCCCAAAUCGGUCAGUGGGACCCGAGCCUACUCUCUGCGAAGACUUCCAAACACUUCAAGGCAACGGAGGACAACAAAGCGACCGAGAACGAUACAGAAGAUGAUGCUGAGUCGUCUACAAAGUCCCAAGAAUGGCCCACACCUCAACUCAAUCGCGUGGAAUGGGCGUCGUUCUCCGCAUCCUAUCACCAAAUGAAAGAGACCUUCACAAUGGACGUGUUGGAGGGAGAGCCAGUAAUCAGCUUUAUGUCCUACUACCGGCCAAGAGUGUCUCCGAGGAAAGAAAAAGCCCCAGUGGCAAAGAAGAGACUGUCUCCGCCGGGUCAAGGACCCAUGCCAGAGCGUAUCCGGAUCAACUCCCGUCAAAUCCUCAAGAUUCUUCAGAAACUGGAGCCCGACAGCUUCACCGAUGAUGAGGAUUCACUAGUCAUGAUUCGACCUUUCAAAGCUCUGGUGUAUUUUGAGGACCAGAUCCGUCAAAUCCACCAGGUGCUCGUGGAGAAGCACCGUGGAGCAAACCCUGACUCACCCGUGACGCAGCAAGAAGACGAGAACGAAGGACAAAGGACGGGAGAAGAAAAUCGCCACGAUCCAGCCAACGAUGAACGAUCGGAAGACAAUCGCGAAGGCGAGGGAGAACAGGGUAACCCCGUGAAUGAGUUACAAGUGUUGGUGGAAUUCCUUGAUACAGACAUCAAGGCCAAGAUGGACUACGUCCGCAGUGAUCAGUGCCACAGGGUGUCCUUUGCUGAUGUCUGGUAUUUAUUCCGCCCAAGAGAUGAAGUUGUAGACCAGGGCGGAAAGCAAGCAUAUCGUAUCAUCGGGGUCACCAGCUCGCCUCAUAAGGUGAUGUCACCGUACAGAAACUGGGAGACUUCCACCAAGGAUGAGCAAACGGUGAUGCUCCACUGCGUGCAUAUUGACUUUGACGGGAAAUACCUAGGGCCAGUACUGCAGACGUUCCGCAUCGCCCGGUUUGACGGCGAGAAGACGAUCACCUCGCUUCGUAUCUUCCCCUUACGACUGGCAGGAACCUGGGCAGGGGAUCUGAUGACCACGGUUGAUGUUCGCCAGAAGCUCAUCGCCCGAUGCAAGAUGUUUAUCGAUGUUCUAGCCAAGAAGCACAUGCACUACAGUGGGCUGACGCUAGAAACUCGUGACGAAGUAGACGGACAAGUAGUGAUUGAUUUCGAAAAGGCCUUUGAAAGCGAGGAUAAGGCGAAGCAACCAGCUGAGUUAGAGAACAAUGUCGGGGAGGAUGGCGCAGAAGAAGAGUCUGACUGCACGGCCGCGUGCUGCGCCAGAGAACGCGUCCACAAGGACAUGUAUGCCGAGCAAAAGCGAAACAAACACUAUCGCAACACUCUGAUUCCGGAGGAGCUCUCCCAGCAGCCGUCGGCGGCUAUCCAUCACCGUGUGAAGGAUUCUCGAUCAUCCGACGAUGCCCUUUCUGACGACGAUUAUGUGAUCAUGAGUUAUCGCGUCUUCGGGUUUUGUCUUCGAAGUCGUAAGUGGGAAAAGCUCGAUCUCACUCACCUGAGUUACAUUCGAGGCAUUCGGGAAGGCCACAAGAAGAUUCUGUUGUCUCUCGUUGCCCAACACUACCGAGACAAGGAAUCUCCCUCUGCUGCGAACGAGCAGGUGGAUAUUGUGCGCGGGAAAGGCAAGGGACUCAUCAUUCUCCUUCGCGGCGCGCCCGGCGUAGGUAAAACUACAACAGCAGGUGACCUGGGAACCACAGCCCAAAGCGUGGAGCAUGCCCUUGAGACGAACUUUGCCUUGGCUCACCGGUGGGGUUGUAUUCUCCUACUAGAUGAGGCCGACGUUUUCCUAGCUAAAAGAAUACCCCAGGAUUUCAAGCGAAAUGGGUUGGUGUCUGUCUUCCUACGAGUGCUCGAGUACUAUGCCGGAAUCCUCUUUCUUACUACCAAUCGCAUUGGAGACUUCGAUGAGGCUUUCGGAUCACGCAUCCAUAUCAGUCUACAAUACCCCCAAUUGACGCUAUCAGCUACGAAGGAGAUCUUCUUGUUAAACAUGCGGCUCAUCCGGCAGCGAUUCACGGAAAAGAAGCGGAACAUUACCGUCGACCAAGAUAGCAUUCUAGCGUAUGUCGAGAAGUACUGGAAGACUCACAAGAAAAUGCGAUGGAAUGGACGACAGAUUCGCAAUGCGUGCCAGACCGCACUGGCCUUGGCGGAAUUCGAAGCUGGGGGUGGCAGUCACGAGAAGAUCAUCGAUCCUACUGCGGAGGUCACACUCAGUAUCACGCAUCUUGAGACUGUUUCGAAGGCUUAUCUCGAGUUCAUGCAGUAUUUGAAGAAGCUAUACAAGGUCGACCAAGACAGACUAGCCCAGCGACGAGGGGUCCGCGCCAGGGAGUCAGAUGGCAAGGAAAUG